CCUGUAUCUUUUUCCAUGUCCUGAGCCUGAUUGCAGACUUCCUCCUCCCCACCCCCACACCGUCCCUUCAAUCUACAGCCUGGGAGCCCCGACUCCAGGAGCCAGCCCGUCAACCUGAACCAUUAUGCCACCAAGAAGAGCGUGGCAGAGAGCAUGCUGGACGCGGCUCUGUUCAUGACCAACGCCACGCGGCUGAAAGCGGUGCUGGAGCAGGGGCCCUCCUCUAAUUACUACAGCACCCUCGUCACCCUCAUCAGCAUCUCUCUGCUCCUGCAAGUGGUCAUCGGAAUCCUCCUCGUGGUCAUUGCACGGCUGAAUCUCAAUGAGGUAGAAAAGCAAUGGCGACUAAACCAGCUCAACAAUGCUGCCACCACCUUGAUCUUCAUCACUGUUGUCAUCAACGUCUUCAUUACAGCCUUCGGGGCACAUAAGACAGGGUUCCUGGCUUCCAGGACCUCAAGGAAUCCUCUGUGAACACAGCCUGGGACCCAGGUACCAGGUCUGGAAGUGCCUCUGCCUCUUUCCUCCCUGAUCUUCCAGGCUGCUGGGCACUCUCCACAGCCCCUGCGAGAGCUCCUACAAGGGCAGUGUAGAUGCCCUUGCUCCCUACCCACAGCACCUGAAUUAAGAUGUGAUAUUUUACCAGUCUAAGUGAGUUCCAUCUUGGUCUGGAGCCCUGAGCUCAGACUUGGGUACCAGCCACCUUUCCUCCUGGUAGCAGCAUCUCCUGACCUGAGGCAUGACCUAAG
Messenger RNA from Equus quagga, 749 nucleotides. It is a transcript of the gene NINJ2, whose product is annotated as ninjurin 2. Gene Ontology annotation, cellular component: membrane. Lineage: Eukaryota; Metazoa; Chordata; Mammalia; Perissodactyla; Equidae. The coding region runs from base 154 to 474 and encodes 106 amino acids. The transcript is spliced from 4 exons. The record is from RefSeq and is a predicted model, not a curated record. Gene Ontology annotation, biological process: cell adhesion; tissue regeneration.